AUGACCAUGAGCAGAGCAAAGUUCAAGUACUUCGACCCGGUCACUUCCGAGAACCUCAACGCCUUCUCCGGCGACUUCGGCUCGAUCUACAGGGACUACUCCAUCGACCCCGUGAUCGAGGAGGACGUCGUGCGCGACUCUUCGAACAAGAUCCUAUACAAGAAGGACGAGAGCGGCAACAACCUCAAGGACGAACAGGGCAAGCCCAUCCCAGAGACCUGUGACUCCCGGUUUUCACAGCUGGGGGAACCAGCGGGCAGCCUGAGGAAGGCAAUGGAAGACGCGGUCGAGGCGGAGAAGAAGGCAUACUUGGCUGCCGAGAACGCCCUCAACGAGGCCAAGAAUCUCCAGGACGCCGCCUUGGACAGUGAGAAGAGAGCCGACAAGAUGCAGGAUGAUUUGAAGCUCAUGGAGGAGCAACUCUCUCUCAGGCAGUUGAUGAUGAACGCUGGUCAAACCCCCGGUGACAACUCCGCCGUCGACUUCAAGAAUGCCAAGACGCAGUCCCAGCAGGCCGCCAAGGACGCUGGAGCUGCCGCCUCCAAGGCUGUUCUGGCCUUGGCCAACGCCAACAAGCUGCAAUCAGCUGCCCGCAAGGCGACCAUGGACAGGAUAGAGAAGACCUCUGUUUUCCUCACUGCUUCCUACGACGCUGCAGUGAGCGGUGACUGCCGCUGGUACGCGAAUGCCCUGCAGAAGGAGACAGAAAUCAUUGGCAACUUUGCUGACUCCAUCCGCUACGCGCCAAGAGCUCAGGUCAUCGGAAGUGAGAUGGACGGGAUCACAGGGAGGAUCGAUGGCAUGGGUCUGGCAGGGAUGCCCUACGGUCAGGUCCCCCUGGAAAUGUACCAGCAGGGAGCAGCUUACCCCAUGGGAUACGUCUACGAGAUGCCUCCGGGCGUUCCAGUUUGA
Molecule: messenger RNA, 912 nt
Organism: Guillardia theta CCMP2712
Lineage: Eukaryota; Cryptophyceae; Pyrenomonadales; Geminigeraceae
Exons: 1
Coding region: 1-912 (303 amino acids)
Source: RefSeq, a predicted model, not a curated record